UUUGGUUUUGUUUAUAAUGAAGAGUUUUUAGAAAUGCAUUUUACAUCAUACAGUUAUUAUUAAAUGCAAUACUAUGGUGACAGAAACAUUAAAUUACAGAGAGGAAUCCGUUGAACAGGGAUCUUAUAAUAAAAUUCUACAUAGUAAUUCAAACAAGUUGGUAAAUUAUGAAAAAUUGGAUAUUACAGACAAAGAAUCCAAUAUAUCUUUUGAAAAUGAAAAGAAAAAGCGUAAAUUAGAUGGUGCAAAUCUAAACGGUAAUAAAAGAAUAAAACCUGAUAAUGAUCCAAAUGACCCUGUUAUUGAUGAGGUAUUUGACUGGCAAGUUUAUUUACAAAAGACUAACUCAACAGCGGUUCCAAGUACAAUCUUUAAACAUGUCAUCCCAGAAUGCAUUUGUGGUUUUCAACCUGGCAUGAAAUUAGAAGUUCCUAACAGAGACUAUCUCAAGACAUAUUGGUUAGCAUUUGUGAUCAGAAAAGCAGCACCUUUAAUACUAGUUCGUUAUGAAGGAUUUGAUGAUAGCAAAUCAGAUUUUUGGCUAAAUACUUUGUCAGAUGACAUUCAUCCUGUAGGAUGGUGUGCAAGAAAUAAACAAGCUUUAAAACCUCCGAAAGCUAUUCAACAUAAAGAAAGUAACUGGUAUCAAUAUCUCAUUAAAAAUCUUACUGGCGCACGCAAAGCUGCUGAUCAUCUUUUUCACAAAAAAUCGCAUCCAGCUCAUUAUUUGUGUGCUGGGCAAUAUGUAGAAGUACUUGAUUUAAUCAACCCAAAUUGUUACUGGUUAGCUAGAAUUACUGAAGCUUUUUCUGGUCGUUUGAGUUUACAAUAUGAAGGUGUUGUUGAUAAAGAAGGAGAAUUAUGGUGUUAUUACUUAAAUCCCAAUAUAAGGCCUGUAGGUCAUGGUUUUUCAAAUGGCUUAACCCUUUAUCCACCUAAAGGUUGUCAAAAUCUCACGCAGCAACAAAUAAGUAAAGUUGUUGAGAAGCUUCUUGUACUUUCCAGUCGGAGUGACAACUCAGUAUUUAAAACAUUGUUCAAGGGAUUAGAGAAUCUUAUGCCUCAUGGUGUUUAUCUUGGUAUGAAGCUUGAAGCAAUCCAUCCUCAUGAUCCAACAUCAAUUUGUGUUGCAUCAGUUUCACGUAUAUUUGAUGAAUAUAUGUUUCUAGUAAAGAUUGAUAACUUGAUAUCUGCCCAAGAUGAAGUUAUCGACUCUUUUGUUGCAUACAAAGGGUCAAAAAAAGUUUUUCCAGUUGGUUUUUGCAGUAAAAACAAUUUAAACCUUGUUCAACCAUUAGGUUAUAAUGGAAAAUUUACUUGGGAGGCGUAUUUUAAAUAUUCAAAAGCAGCUCCAGUACCGUCAGAUUUUUUUCUUGAGGAAAAACCAUUACCAGAUAGUAUUAAAGUUGGAAUGAAAUUAGAAGCUGUUGAUCAAAAAAAUCUCUCUAAUAUUUGUGUAUGCACCAUAUCAAAGAUAGUAGGCACUUAUCUAUGGUUAAAUAUAGAUGGUGACACACGUACCGAUCAAAUAUUUAGCUAUGAUAGUCAUGAUAUUUUCCCUGUUGGUUGGUGCGAAAGAACUGGGCAUGAGUUGCAAUGGCCGCGUCCCAACACUUUGGAGCAAAAAAAUCGCAUUUCAAGUUUAAGGCUAACAGCAACACGACAAACGCGUUUAGAAGUAUUGCGAAAAGGAAAAUAUAAAGCGAAUGAAGGAAAGAUAGACAUUAAGAAAGAUCAAAAAAAAGGAAAAACACAAAAUUAUUUAAAAGGAAAGCGAGGUUUUUCACGUAAACGCGAAAAGUAUGACAGUGACGGAAAUAAAAGUGAAAUUGUCGAUACAUCAAUUGCAAUCGUGUGCAUAAAUCGACUUGCUGAAGAAUAUAAUUCGGAAACAAGUAUAAAAAAAUAUUUUCAUCUUGACGCAGAAGGACGUCUGCCAGCUCAAAUUGUAACAAUAGACGAUGAAGAUGAAGAUACUUUGAUAACAAAUGAAAAAUGUUUUUCAACAUAUAAUGAAUCACAUUUGGACUUCUUUAGUUAUAUUCGUCUUAAACCACAUAAUUUAAACAAAAAAGAAGAAGACGAUUUUAAUAGAAAAGUUAAAGAAAACGACGGUAACCAAGGAGCAUCCAUUGAGGAGAACUCGUCAUUGCAUGGUAUGGACCGCCGUUCGUUAAGCAACGUUGUUGCUAUGUUGCGUUCUAAUAGACGUAGCAAUCGAUCACAAUUAAUAGAACAAUAUAAAAACAAUUCCAAAAGCGAUCAUCAAUCUACAAAUCAAAAUAUUGAACAUUCAUCUAUUGGUUCAAAAAAGUCAAGUGCGGUUGUUGAAUCAAUUGAAAAAAAUGGUAGUGAUGGUACCCGAGGAGACCCUAUUGAUUUGUCAAAAACUAAUAAUAAAAAAAACAGUCGUUCUCUUAGUUCUGUUGUUACGUUAACAAAAGAAAAUUUUGAUUGUUUGUUAAAUGUGGAAGAUGCAAAUAAGGUUCCUGUACAAGUAGCUCAACAAAAUACGAGUUUUCCAUGUGUGUCGAGCACACCACGAACCAGUGUAGAAGACAUGCAUACGUUGUCUAAUAUGGCGCGUUCGCACUCUGGUUUAAGUGAAAUUUUGCGAAAUCGUUGCAACAAAAUUCGAAAGAUGUGCAAAGAUUUGCCUAGCAAUCCUUUGAUAUGGACAAAGAACGAAGUUGUACAAUUUAUUAAGAAUGCUUCUUUUCAAAAAUACGCUAACCUCUUUUAUCAACAAGAUGUGGACGGUCACUCACUUUUGCUACUCACUGUACAAGAAAUCCACCACAUUCUUGGAAUCCAACUUGGGCCGGCGGUGAAAAUUCACGAUUAUAUUUUUACGUUGCAAGAGCUUGUGAAUGACGCAUAUCUGAGUAGUAAGAACACGAAAUCGAUAAAUUCUACAAAAAACUAAUGUUUUUUUAUCGCUUGUUAUAUAUAUAUAUAUUUUUUUUUUCUUUGUAAAAAAAGUGAUGCAAACUAUUAAAUCGAGUUUUUCUCUUUUU
This is a messenger RNA of Hydra vulgaris (swiftwater hydra), 3017 nucleotides long. Its product is annotated as scm-like with four MBT domains protein 1. Gene Ontology annotation, cellular component: nucleus. NCBI's taxonomy places the organism in Eukaryota, Metazoa, Cnidaria, Hydrozoa, Anthoathecata, Hydridae. Gene Ontology annotation, biological process: negative regulation of DNA-templated transcription. Gene Ontology annotation, molecular function: chromatin binding; histone binding. The record is from RefSeq and is a predicted model, not a curated record.